UUUCACUGAUGUUUGUCCUUUUAGCCAUCUUACGGAGAAUUUCUAAUUAUUAGUCAGAUCGCGUAGCAAACUAAUAAAAUUAAUACUAAAAUUUAAUAAAUCGCUUUAUGUGCCUUAGUAUGUAAAUACGUCGUAAAUUAUUGUGAUUCCUACUUCUAUGUUUUUGCAUAAAGGUUUCGGAGCACAUCUACAAUGAGUUCGUUGCAGCAAACCAAUCGAUUUAGAACCUACGUUCCUACCUCACAAGGUGCCUUUCUUCAAAGCUUAAGCGGUAGUGAGACUGAUGUGUCUACAUCGAACGAAAAUUUGUCAAAUGAAGAGAAAUAUGUGAUUCGACAUACUCCUCGCCAAGAACCUCAAGGCCAAGAAAAUCUGCAAUCGUCAAACAGAAGUUCCUUAAAAGAUAGCUUACCAUCAAAUCGAAGUUCUUUAGAUGUAUCAUCCUCGUCUUAUAAUACUCUCAUCAUCCACAGUGCGGGUGACGAACCUUGGACGGGGCGCAAUUCGGGAACAACAGACAUUGGACCACCUAGCUAUUUAUCUCAUCAGUCCAGUAGUUUAUUUAGUGAUCCCAAACUGUCCCCUAUACAAAAAAGAAGCUCGGCCUCACCUUCACCAUCACUGUCAAGUAGUUCUAAGGAUCACCUUCGGAAUAGUUUAGAGGCAGCAAGUCUACGCGCAUACAACACAGGAGUACAAGAGAUAACGAAUAUACCUGAUGAUUACUUAAAUCAAUCGUCUGUGUUAAAACAUUUAGCCAAAGAAGUUAAAGUUCCAUCUCCGAACGGUACCUCAAAAAAUAACGAACACCUAGAUACGUUAUACAAAGAAAAAUUUGAUUACGAUGUUGACAAUAACAUGGUGCCGCCUCCUCAGUAUCCACACUGGGUAGACAAAAUGAAACUGUCCAAAUCUCAACCUGAUUUGUCUAAAGUUGGCGUAUGUAAAAUUGGAGGCGACCUAAUGAACUUUAGGAGAGGUGUUUCGGUACCCAGACCGAAGACAAAGGGUCGCGAGGAGACCGACAGUAACAAGUCUAUCGAAUUCGGAUCACCUCUCGAAAUGAUAGAGAUACUUAUUAAGGAAAAUAGCGCUUUGAAACAGGAAUUGGAAAAUUGUUAUCAGAAAGUUGCGAAAACACAAAAGUUAGAGCAAGAAAUAUUUAAAGUACAUCGAUCACACGAGGAACUUGUUCAGUCAUGUGAUCGGCGAGAAAGAUUGGAACGCGCAGCCAGAGGAAGAUUGCAGACAGACUGUCGGCGUUUACAAGAGCUAAAUAGAACCCUAAGAGAACAAGUCGAUCUGCUUAGUACGCAAAUGUUAUCACGUUCGCCCGUUCAGGACGGCGUUGGACCAGACAUACGACGAGAACUAAAUAAGCGGGAAGUACUUAUUGCUCAGCUCAUUACACAAAAUAAGGAAUUAGUUGCUGCAAAGGAGAGGCAGGAAAUAGAAUUGGCUGCACAAAGAGCAACACUUCAAGAACAGAGAACACACAUUGACAUUUUAGACACUGCUCUAACAAAUGCUCAAGGGAAUGUGGUUCGUCUAGAAGAUGAGUGUCGCAAGAAACAGGUUUAUGUCGAACGAGUUGUGCAGCUGCAGAAGGCGUUAUCGUCCCUUCAACUUGCCAGCGAACGGCGCGAACAAACAGAGCGUAAAUUAAGGCUGCAAUUAGAACGUGAGUUACAGCGUACGAGGGGCAUGGCGGGUGAUGAAAUGAAACACGGAUGGGGUUCUCCCAGUGGAUCUGGUGAAGAGUCUGCAUCAGAACUUAAGAGGCGAUUACGAGAAAAGGAUGAGAAGAUAAUGAGGAUUGAAGGAGAAUGUUCGAAAUGGGAACAAAGGUACUUGGAAGAAAGUGCUUUAAGGCAAGCCGCCAUUGAUGCUGCAAGCAUUCCUAAAGAUGCCAAAAUUGCUGCAUUAGAAAAAACAAGCCAAGAAACUGAGAAGAUCAUUGCUGAAGCUAGAAAUGAAAAAAUUCGGCACAUGGACGAAGUACAUGCGGCUCAAAAGAAAGUUGCUGAUUUGGAAUCCAGAUUGAAAGAUUUAGAAUCGAAACUAGCAGAACGUGAUGCUAUGAUAAAAGUAUUACAGAAACAUACAUAUGAUAAGGACGUUUCCAGUAUGUUGGGGCGUUCUCCUCAUCACACGCCUCAUCCAAGCCUAGGCGCCGCAGAUAUCGAUCAUGUGCUCGGUGGUACUGUGUCAAGAGAAGAACUCGUGAAUAGCGUCCUGAAUGGAUCGACAGGAUUUGGUUCUGGUAAUUCCUACACAAGCAGUGAUACUUCCUACCAUGUGCCAACCUACAAUAAAUACGAAACCAAUAAAAGUUUUGACAGCACAAAGCAAACCCUUGACAACCAGCUUAAAGAAAUUGAUAGCCAACUAGAUUCACAACUUCUUAGCAAGCGGGGUCUUUGCUGUUUUCCAGGAUUCACUAAUCCAGUCACUGCGCAGAGAAAAGGAAAAAUACCCAAGCCAUUACUGGCGGGUGUAAAUACAAAUAGUGGCGGAUUAUUUGAAUCGGGAACGUUUCUGUUGCAACCUCAAAGGCACGAAUCUGGUGAAAUGUUGUUGUUAGAGAAGCAGGGUAGAAGUUCCCAACAGCAACGUAUGCAAGAGUCGCCCGAAACAAAUUCGUCCGUGCCUGACAGUCCCACCACUCAUUGUUCCGAUAACUUACCUCCAAGUUCUCUGCCGAGACCACCGCGAACUUCUCAUCGCACUGGUUUACCUAGACGAGUCGGUGAUUACAACCGUUUAGAUACUGAGAUGCCUCGAAAAAAGUCGGAUGGUGGUAACUCUUUGAGCUCCAAUGGUAGCAGUCACAGAGCUUCUCCUGUCCGUUCCUUAAUACCUCCACCGAGAAAACUGGGUGAAUAUGGAAGAUUGUCCGAAAGUGGAGGUUCCAGUUCUUCAAUAAGGAAGCCAUCAUCUAGACUUGCUGGAGAAAGAGAUUCGGCUUCUACCCUAAGUGAUAAUUCAGCCAGUUCCUUACCACCGCCAUCGAAAAUAAAGCUUUUUGGAAAUUCAUCAAGGAGGGGAUCAUCACUAGGUCGGGAAAGUAAGUCAUCUACCGACUCUAGCUCUAGUAAGUAUCGAAUUCAGUUUUAAAAUUGUAAUAGUAAUAAUGCGAGGUGUUUUCAACUUUUAUAGAAGUGAAUCUCUUUUGUUGUGUUAUUCUUGAAUGUCAUUCCUUUCAAUUUUAUACACCCGUAAAAUGAACCAGCUAUUGUAUUGGUUGAAAGAAACGUCUCUAAAAUAUUUGGUUCAAGAUCACAAUGCAAUUUUAGGUGCUAUAAAGUUUCUCAAUAAGGGUGUUACAAAUCAGUUACCAUUAAAACGAAACACUGCCAAAAAGAAACUAAACAUUUUGAGUCCAAAUAUUUUUUAUAUAAAUAUUUUUGAAAUGACAAUGUGCCAAAUAUUUUAAUGAGGUUGAACAUGAUCUGAAGUGUUACAACUUUUGUAUUAUUUUAUACUGUAAAUAUGGUUUCUAUUUAUAUAUAUUUAAUGAUUGAUUCUAGUCUGUGUGUAACCAACUCUGUUAACUUUCUGAUAAUAAAUAUUUAUACUGUU
Photinus pyralis (common eastern firefly) is the source of this 3582-nucleotide messenger RNA. Its product is annotated as angiomotin-like. The record is from RefSeq and is a predicted model, not a curated record. The transcript is spliced from 10 exons. Gene Ontology annotation, cellular component: plasma membrane; cytoplasmic vesicle; bicellular tight junction. Lineage: Eukaryota; Metazoa; Arthropoda; Insecta; Coleoptera; Lampyridae. Gene Ontology annotation, biological process: actin cytoskeleton organization; regulation of cell migration. The coding region runs from base 193 to 3117 and encodes 974 amino acids.